AUGACUGACGGCGUGUCCCUCUCCCGCGCGACCUCCAUUUCCCGAGCCAGCAAACACAGCUCCAGCCUCUCCCGCAGCCAGUCCCUCAUCCGCAAAAGCAUCGCGCCCCACGACCUCCGCCCCUCAGAUAUCCUCAUCGAGCGUUUCACCGCGUGGAAGAUCAUCGUCAAGCAGCUCAUAGCCUACUUCGAGGGCAUCGCAGACAUCCAGAACAAUGUCGCCAGAGAGAUGACCAAGCUGGCCGGGGUUAUACAGGUCCCCUUUCGGUCUGGGAACCAAUUCCUCGGCGAAGGUGGUCUGCAGGACAUCUACUACGGCAUCCGAGACAAGACCCGCGCCAUAGCUGACCAGCAUGCCAACCUCGGGCGCACAGUCGACGGUUCCAUAGUCCAGCACCUCCAAAAGCUUCGAGUGGAGAUCAAGGCCCACAUAAAGAACAUCCAAAACGAUACAGGCAAGCUCGCCACCGCUGUAGCUAAAGAGCGCGAGCUCUCGGCUAAGCUCGUUGGCGAUCUCGGUACGGACAUAUCUAUUCUGAAGAACACCCCUCUUGGCGUCACAGCAAAGACCGAUCCUUACGUCGCCAACCAAGCCGUCGCUCGACAGCUUGUCAAGCAAGUCCACACCGAGAACGCGCUACAGAAGUCGUUGCUACUCACCCAAUCGUCCUCCGCGCUUUUUGAGGCGUCCUUGAUCCAAGCAUUACAGUCCGCCUGGGCGACGUUUGCAGAAUGGCGUACGCGCAUGGACAACAGCAUUCGUGACACAUGGAACAUACUCGAGCGUGACAUGUCCGGUCUUCCACCCGACCGCGAGUGGAUUGCCUUUGCUGCCCGCGAGGACCACCUCGUUGAUCCCGAGACGCCCCUUCGUGAUCCGGAGAACAUCCACUACCCAUCAAAGGAGGAUCCCUCCGUAAUCCCGGUGCACAUCGGCCUCUUAGAGCGCAAGAAGCGCUACACGCGCACAUAUCGUGAGAGUUACUAUGUGCUUACGCCCUCUGGCUUCCUGCACGAGUACGCCUCGUCCGACCCCGCGCUCGCGGACAAGCCGCUCUGGAGUCUGUUCCUGCCGCUAUGCACGCUGGGUCCGCCAAGCGCGCCGUCCGCGAAGAGUCACAAGUUCCACAUCGAGGAGCGCAAGGACGGCACAGGCUCCGUGAAGACCGGGUCGUUCCGGGGGCUGACGAGCAGCUUCCGUAGCACGAACAACGGGCGCGCGUGGGCGUUUCGAGGCCGCUCGCACGACGACAUGAUGGAGUGGUGGAACGACAUCCGCAUGCUCUGCGCGCGCUACCUCGUCGCGAGCGAGCAGAUGGAGCGGAGCGGGCCCGUUGCUGCGGCGGUCCGAGCGGCGGGCUACGCAAGCGAGGAGGAGCAGGACGACGAGGAGGAAGAGGGGUCGAGCGUCGAGGAGGAACAAGAUGCUGACGAUGAAGACAUGUACGAGCAGGCGCGGGAGAACCCCGGAGACGACGAGGCCGCUGGCCCGCCGGGCUACAGUCAUCCGACGACAAAGGAAUUCGAGCAUGGUGCCAACGGCUAUCCUGUACGAGGAUCUCACGCGCUAGCAUAG
Messenger RNA from Postia placenta MAD-698-R-SB12, 1575 nucleotides. RefSeq lists its product as hypothetical. The coding region runs from base 1 to 1575 and encodes 524 amino acids. The record is from RefSeq and is a predicted model, not a curated record. The transcript has 3 exons. NCBI's taxonomy places the organism in Eukaryota, Fungi, Basidiomycota, Agaricomycetes, Polyporales, Adustoporiaceae.